AUGGCCCCACUACGCAUCCGCAAGGCACUCAUGAAGGCAAACCCGGACUAUGGGUCAGUUUACAUGUACAAGAACGACAUAUUGGACGGUUUAUACCGCAUCCGACUGUCAACUACCGGUGCACUCAAGCUUGGGGUCAUUAUACCGCGUUUUGAGGGACUUCCACAAUUGGUUGCACUGCCACUUGUGCUUCCAAUGGGUUGGACAGAAAGUCCUCCAUGGUUCUGUGCUUUCACGGAAACCGUUGCCAACUUAACAAAUAUUGACUUGCAACAAAACAAGCAAGUGCCACCGCAUCCCUUGGGAAGGGCAGCAGCCAUCACUGACUUUGAAGUGAGGGACACACAAGUUGUGAGACCUAUACCAAAAUCUCACCAGCCACUGAUUUACCAGCGCCCAUUGAAAAAGAUGGAAGUAUUUGUGGACAAUUUUGUUGGAAUGGGCCAAGACCAUCCAAGCAAUCCUUUUAAAAAAAAACAAGCCGUCCUCAGCCACAACAUUGACAAGGUUUUCCGACCAAAUCGACCCACUGACAAUCAGUGGCGAAAAGAGCCACAGUCACAAUUGAAAAUGGCCAAGGGAGAUGCCUCUUGGCACACAGUCAAAGAAGCCUUGGGUUGGAACUGGGGAGCGACAACAAAGACAUUGCAAUUGAAAGAGAAACGAGUGAGCAAGGCCCUGUCACUCCUGGGCAAGGUCUUGGAUUGCAAACGCGUCUCCCUGAAACGAUGGCAGCAGGUGGUGCGUUUGACUCCUGAGGUCCGUGAGCAACUGGAAAUCUUCCAAGAUGCAAAGCGCCCCACAACACUUGAAGAACUGGUACCAGGCGUUGACUUUUACGUUGGCACUUGCGAUGCGGCAAAGUUGGAAAGGGGAGCAGUGUGGUUCACAGACAAUGGAGAGGCCAUCGUCUGGCGCGAACCAUAUCAAGAAGCAGUGAAAAAAGAGGUCAUUUCAUAUCACAAUCUGACAGGAAAACUUACCGACUCAGACUUGGAGCUGGAAGGCACCGUUCUCCAUCAUUUUGUCCUUGGAAAGACCGCCCAGGUGGAAGGCGAAGCCACUUAUACGGGCUGUGACAAAACAGCAGCAGUGUUGUGGAGCACAAAAGGAUCUUCCACCUCUCAAAAGGCAAGAGCAAGAACAUUACGGUUAGCGGCAGGAUUACAGCGGGAACAAAGAGCACAUCAUCAUAUUGGGCACUUAUCUGGAACAAACAUCAAAUGGCCGACAAUGCUAGCCGACUGUGGCACUCAUAUUUUAAUUGCACGUAUCCACAGAUCAACUCUUGGCAACUUUACAGGAUGGCAAACGCCGUGA
This is a messenger RNA of Cylindrotheca closterium, 1320 nucleotides long. NCBI's taxonomy places the organism in Eukaryota, Bacillariophyta, Bacillariophyceae, Bacillariales, Bacillariaceae. The record is from the annotation of a GenBank genome assembly.